UAAAAAUCUGGUUAGAAUGAGAUCUUGCGGGGAGGAACGUUAAUUUAUUUCGGCUGUCAAAGGAGGGUUUAGAAAUGUUUCUUAAUAGCCUGUUUUAUGACCCUGCGGGAGCAAUGGGAGGAGUUAAGGACGCUCACCAGUAACGCUGGCAAGAAAGCGGCUUCAGUCAAGUCAUUAAAUAAAUAUGCCCGGAAUCCUAUGCACGCUUCUUUGGGACCAAGCCCCACUAAACCGGUCGCCUAGGUUGGCAUCAAGACAGCCUAAGGAGUUUUCCGCAGCUGAUAGGCUCUCCUAGUGGCAAAUUGGGUGUUGGAAACCCUAGUGAAAGGCCACAUAAACUCAGAAACCGAUUCAAAAAUGAGGAGGAAAAUGACAGCCAAGCGGAAUAUGGUAGCCCAGUAUCUCCAUUGUCCGGCACCACUGGAGCAAAGAGUGCAGCCGUCGGUGAAAAUGGAGAAGGAGCCAGACCCAAUGGGUUCUGAUGCACUGGGGAUAUCAGAGGGUCCAGUAAAAACCUAUCGUAUUGUGCAGGUUGGGACAGCUGGAGGCGGCCUAAGGCUGAUAACACCUCAGCAGACCAGGAGCGAACGACUAGAAACACCCCAGCGGUGGGAGAUUCAGGGGCAACAGGAAUUGCCAACUCCAGAUCUCACGCCAGUUCAGUCGCCGGCGUGGAGGAACCUGCAAGUGCCAGAACUCACAUUGACAGAAGACGUUGAAACCUACCUGGCUACCUUUGAGGACGUAGCUGAGGCCUGCAAGUGGCCGAAGGAACAGUGGGUGACGCGGCUCAUGCCCGCCCUCAAUGGAGCCGCGCUCCAGGCCUACAAUAACUUGGAUCCCAGAGAGAGCGGGGAUUAUGGGAAAGUGAAGGCCGCCAUCUUGCGAGAGGAUGCUGUCAGCCUGGAGAGGCAGCGCCAGAACUUCAGGCACUUCCGCUACCAGGAGGCCGAGGGCCCUCGCGAGGUCUGCGCCCGCCUGCGCGGGUUCUGCCACCGCUGGCUGGAGCCAGAAAGCCGCACCAAGGAGCAGAUUGUGGAGCUGUUGGUCCUGGAGCAGUUCCUGACCAUCCUGCCAGAGGAAAUGCAGGACUGGGUUCAGGAAUAUCGCCCCAAGACCUGCGUUCAGGCCGUGACCCUGGCAGAGCAUUUCCUGCUGAAGCAGCAGGAAGGCGAGAGGUGGGAUCAGCAGGUGCUGGGGCCUUUUGUACUCGAGGAGGCUGUGAGCUUCCCAGAAACUGAGCAAGUGCCCUUGGACACCAGGCAGACGAUGCUUUGCAGAGAUGCCAAGGAGGAGGCAAAUGAAAAUGCCACUUCAUUGGGUGAAGACAUCCAGACCAAAAACGAGGGGGGCUUUCUAAUACAGGAAGGCAUAAAGAAGCAAAGAAGCCGGAUACUCCCCGCCUUGCAGCCAGCCCAGUUUGCCUGCCAGAACGUCGACCGCCAGCAGCCUGCGAAAAAGCAAGACGCGCUUUUCCCGUGCCCCGAAUGCGGGAAGAACUUCUCUCGCAAAUCCACCCUCACCAGGCACCGGAGGGUCCACACUGGGGUCAAGCCCCACCAGUGCACCGAAUGCGGGAAAAGGUUCCUGCACAAAUUCAACCUGGUGAACCACAUGAGAACCCACCUGCGGGAGGAAGCGAGCUGCUGUUCACUUUGCGGGAAGAACGCAAAGUGGAAUUCGGGCCAGGGGGGCCACGACAGGAAGGACGGGUGUUGCGAAUGCGCAGAAAGUUUCGGGCUGCAGUUCAGCACAGAGCAGAGCAUGCAGGAGAGAGAAGUGCCCUUCAGCUGACUUUGAAGGCAAAGGCGGGAAUUGUAGCUGACUUGAAUGUAGAGAAUUUUUUUUUAUUUUUUAUUUUAGGAAAUACUCUAAACCUAGGGGAUCUUUUUUUAUUUUUGUCCUGGAACUCUUUAGAAUCAGGAACUGCCUUCUGAUGAUGAGGUGGUUGCCUUUAACAUAAUCGAAGCAAAGAAUGCCUUCAGCAGCUCAGAUGGGUUGUAUGUAUGUAUGUUUGUUUGUUUUCCUUUGGAUGUUUGUCAGUUUAUGGAGGCGAGUGGGGUGGAAUAAGGCAAAGAAGCCCCAACCUGCAUCUACAGCG
Messenger RNA from Lacerta agilis (Sand lizard), 2101 nucleotides. RefSeq names its product zinc finger and SCAN domain-containing protein 16-like. NCBI's taxonomy places the organism in Eukaryota, Metazoa, Chordata, Lepidosauria, Squamata, Lacertidae. The transcript has 4 exons. The coding region runs from base 358 to 1794 and encodes 478 amino acids. The record is from RefSeq and is a predicted model, not a curated record.